AUGGAUUCGAAUCAGAGUAAUAAUACCAGUGAUAAUACGAGCAGCUAUAAUACUAGAACUAGGAGAAGAAAUAAUAGUAAUGAUCAAGAGAGUAAUUUAACAAAUUUGACCAAUUUAACGAGUUUGAAAAGUCUAAAUUCGAUAUACAAUAAAGAAAAUAAAGAAAAUGAGAGGUUCAAAUAUGUAAGUGAAUAUGAUUAUAUCAAUGAUAAUUAUCGUAAACUCAUUAAACAUGACAGUAAUAACAAUAAUAAUUAUUAUUUUGCUUAUGGUAAUCAUUACCAAUAUAAAUUAACUAGUAAAUAUCAUCACAACUACAAUGAAAUGGAUUAUCAAAUACAAAGAAAUAGCUACCACUCGAAGAAUAGCAAAUUCCGACAGUCAUUAUCGAGGGAAGAAAGUGACGAUAUGGAUUAUAACACAUAUGAAGAUUACAGCUUGGAUAUAAACGAGAUAGAUGAGAUAGUGGGAGUGAAUGACAGCUAUAGGAGUGAAGAGAUUGAUUACAGCUAUUAUCCAAGUCCAGAGACAUCAAUUAAAAAUUACAAUGAAAGCAAUGAAAACAAUAAAAACAAUGAAAGCAAUGAAAACAAUAUUCUCUGUGCUGGUAAUUAUUUCGGUGAUAAGCUUGAUAACCAACGAAGCGAAAUAUUAAAGAUCCGCAAACUAAAAUCAACACCACAGCUAAUAGCGGAAGAUGGCGUGAAGAGCUGCAAUGGGCUUUAUGGAAGGGAGUUGAACAGCUUCAGCGAUGGAAGCAAAGGCUACAGAACAUUGGACUACAACUACUACAAUCGCUUGAACCUCUCUCUCAACAACAUUAGCAACUACCGGAGCUGCACCGUGGAAGACGGCAAUCCGGAAGACGCCGUUUCGAUCCGAAAUCCGGGCAGGCCCGUAAGCAGGCUCAUCGCCAACCACUCCCUCCACCAGCAGGAGUUCGCGCAGGAGCUCUCGCGCGCGUCCGGGCUGCAGUUGCAGAACAAGUUGCCGGAGAAGCCCUCCUUGUUGAGCUGGAUCCCCGAGAUCCCGUUGGACAGCGCCGCCUCGAGCAGCUCGUGCAGCUCCCGCGGCUCCUGCGCCACAACCACCACGCGGGCGGAGCGCUUUUCGCUCUGGCAAAAUGCCGUCGCGUACCGCCGGGCGCUCGCCGCCGAGCACCGGUUCUGA
Molecule: messenger RNA, 1170 nt
Organism: Ascoidea rubescens DSM 1968
Lineage: Eukaryota; Fungi; Ascomycota; Saccharomycetes; Ascoideales; Ascoideaceae
Exons: 1
Coding region: 1-1170 (389 amino acids)
Source: RefSeq, a predicted model, not a curated record